This is a messenger RNA of Molossus molossus (Pallas's mastiff bat), 3036 nucleotides long. RefSeq names its product bromodomain containing 3 (gene BRD3). The record is from RefSeq and is a predicted model, not a curated record. The transcript is spliced from 12 exons. Gene Ontology annotation, cellular component: nucleus; chromatin. NCBI's taxonomy places the organism in Eukaryota, Metazoa, Chordata, Mammalia, Chiroptera, Molossidae. Bases 153 to 2318 code for a protein of 721 amino acids. Gene Ontology annotation, biological process: chromatin remodeling; regulation of DNA-templated transcription.
GCGGGCCGGGAGGGGACGGCCGCCGGAGCCGCCGAGGCCAAGUGCUGCCUGGUCGGGCCUGGAAAUGGGAUGCUGCGCUUCUGCGGGGGGCACCGAGGGAGCGAGGGCCUCCCUGAGUGGCUGCUGUGACGGCCAGUGAGGAGCCCCGGAGGAUGUCCGCCUCCACCACGGUCGCCCCCGCGGGCGUGCCGCUGGCCCCGGGCCCUGUGAACCCGCCCCCGCCGGAGGUGGCCAACCCCGCCAAGCCCGGCCGCAAGACCAACCAGCUGCAGUACAUGCAGAACGUGGUGGUGAAGACGCUGUGGAAACACCAGUUUGCCUGGCCCUUCUACCAGCCCGUGGACGCCAUCAAGCUGAACCUGCCCGAUUACCAUAAAAUCAUAAAAAACCCGAUGGAUAUGGGAACCAUCAAGAAGAGACUAGAGAAUAACUAUUAUUGGAGCGCAAGUGAAUGUAUGCAGGACUUCAACACCAUGUUUACAAAUUGUUAUAUUUAUAACAAGCCCACAGAUGACAUAGUGCUAAUGGCCCAAGCCUUAGAGAAAAUUUUUCUGCAGAAAGUGGCCCAGAUGCCCCAGGAGGAAGUUGAAUUACUACCCCCUGCUCCGAAGGGCAAAGGCCGGAAACCGGCUGCGGGAGCCCAGAGUGCAGGUACGCAGCAAGUGGCAGCCGUGUCCUCUGUCUCCCCAGUGACCCCCUUUCAGAACGUCCCCCCCACUGUCUCCCAGACGCCCAUCAUUGCUGCCACCCCCGUGCCAACUAUCACUGCAAACGUCACGUCGGUCCCUGUCCCCCCGGCUGCCGCCCCUCCUCCUCCCACGACACCCAUCAUCCCCGUGGUCCCUCCCACGCCUCCCGUCAUCAAGAAAAAGGGCGUGAAGCGGAAAGCCGACACGACCACGCCCACGACGUCCGCCAUCACCGCCAGCCGCAGCGAGUCGCCCCCGCCGCUGUCGGACCCCAAGCAGGCCAAGGUGGUGGCGCGGCGGGAGAGCGGGGGCCGGCCCAUCAAGCCGCCCAAGAAGGACCUGGAGGACGGCGAGGUGCCCCAGCACGCGGGCAAGAAAGGCAAGCUGUCGGAGCACCUGCGGCACUGCGACAGCAUCCUCAAGGAGCUGCUGUCCAAGAAGCACGCGGCCUACGCCUGGCCCUUCUACAAGCCGGUGGACGCCGAGGCCCUGGAGCUGCACGACUACCACGACAUCAUCAAGCACCCCAUGGACCUCAGCACCGUCAAGAAGAAGAUGGACAGCCGCGAGUACCCAGACGCACAGGGCUUUGCCGCUGACAUCCGGUUGAUGUUCUCCAACUGCUACAAGUACAACCCGCCAGACCACGAAGUGGUGGCCAUGGCCCGGAAGCUGCAGGACGUGUUUGAGAUGCGCUUUGCCAAGAUGCCGGACGAGCCGGCCGAAGCGCCCACGCUGCCGGCCCCGGCGGCCCCGGUGGUGAGCAAGGGCGCGGAGAGCGGCCGCAGCAGCGAGGAGAGCUCCUCAGACUCAGGCAGCUCCGACUCGGAGGAGGAGCGGGCCACCAGGCUGGCGGAGCUGCAGGAGCAGCUGAAGGCCGUGCACGAGCAACUGGCCGCCUUGUCUCAGGCCCCCGUGAACAAGCCAAAGAGGAAGAAGGAGAAGAAGGAGAAGGAGAAGCGGAGGAAGGACAGGGAGCGGCACAAGGCCAGGUCCGAGGACGAGAAGAAGGCCAAGGCCGCCCCGCCGGCCAAGCAGGCCCCGCAGAAGAAGGCCCCGGCCAAGAAGGCCAACAGCACGACCGCGGCCAGCAGACAGCCGAAGAAAGGCGGCAAGCAGGCGUCGGCCUCCUAUGACUCGGAGGAGGAGGAGGAGGGCCUGCCCAUGAGCUACGACGAGAAGCGGCAGCUGAGCCUGGACAUCAACCGGCUGCCCGGGGAGAAGCUGGGCCGGGUGGUGCACAUCAUCCAGUCCCGGGAGCCCUCACUGCGGGACUCCAACCCCGACGAGAUCGAGAUCGACUUUGAGACUCUGAAACCCACCACGCUGCGGGAGCUUGAGAGAUACGUCAAGUCUUGUUUACAGAAGAAGCAAAGGAAGCCGUUCUCGACAGGCGGGAAGAAGCAGGCAGCCAAGUCGAAGGAGGAGCUAGCUCAGGAAAAGAAGAAGGAGCUGGAGAAGCGGCUGCAGGACGUCAGCGGGCAGCUGAGCAACAGGAAGCCCUCCAAGAAAGAGAAAUCGGGCGCGGCGCCCCCUGGAGGGCCUUCCCGGCUCAGCAGCAGCAGCUCCUCGGACUCUGGGAGCAGCAGCUCCAGCGGAUCCAGCUCCGACAGCAGUGACUCAGAGUAAGGAACCCCGUCGGGCUCGGCCAGCACGCAGCUCCGCCGGCGGCCGCCGCACACGCCGACCUCCGCAGUGUCCCUCUCACAGUUAAUAUACUGCUUCUGUUCAUGGUGUGCAGGUUUCCUUUUCAUCCAGUGUUACGGUCUCUUCCCGUUUUUGCUUUAAUAGGUCAAAGGUCUUUUUUGUGUGUGUACACUAGACUUUAGGAGAAGGUGUGAGUCCGCGUUGUCUUUCCUUCGCCACUGAACGCGAUCGCUUGGGGACGACAACUUCCGACGCUAACCUGGUAACCACAGAAAGACACGGACGAUGUCGCCCGAACGUCCCUGCGAACCCCCUUUCCUUGGGCCCGACCUGGUCCAGAAAGAAUUUCUCCAAAGGCAGUUUCUCUGAGGUGGUUCUGUGUUUGGAAGCUGUUGGCUUUGUCCCUUGAGCUCUGACCCUCGGGUCCGAGGGCCACCUCCUCCUGCAGGGGCCGAGGACGGACGAGCCUGCUGUGAGAAGCUGCCCUGGGCUAGGCGAGGGGGUCAUCGUGGCUCCGAGCAGAGCUCUGCAGGUGUGGGCGUGCGUGGAAGGGGGCGUGCGGGGUUCUUCUGAGCUCGGUGACGUCAGGAGCUUCUGGGAGGGGUUCUAGUGGCUGCGUGUGCAGGUUUCUAUACACUGAAACUUUUACCUCAACUUAAAAAAAAAAAAAAAGAAAAGAUUAAAAAAAAAAAAAAAAAAA